GGGUAUUCGUGUGCCCUUCCGCCUAUUAAUAAUAAUAAUAACAACAGUAAUAAUAUUUAAUAUUAUCUCGGUAUGAGCGUGACCCCCGGUGGCUUAUAGCGGCUCUCUGCGCUCGAGUGUCCGGCAUGGAGGAGCAGCAGCUCGGCGCGGCGCUGGACAAGAGCGCGGCGGAGCUCAGCGUCAUGGAUGUGUACGACAUCGCGGCGGCGCUGGGCCUGGAGCUGGAGCGGGUCAUCGAGCGCACCGGCGCGGAGCUCCUGUCCCGGCUUGUGCCGCGGGUCGUACGGGUGCUGGAGCUGCUGGAGGUGCUGGUCAGCCGGAGCUCCAGCAGCCCGGACACCGACGAGCUACGGCUGGAGCUGGAUAGACUGCGGCUGGAGAGACUGGAGCGCCUGGAGAAGGAGAAGAAGCACAAGAAGGAGCUGGAGCUGGUGGAGGAUGUAUGGAGAGGUGAAGCUCAGGAUCUCCUCUGUCAGAUCUCUCAGCUGCAGGAGGAGAAUAAAACUCUGCUCAAUAAUCUGUCCAUCAGAGAGAGUCCGCUGACGGAGGAGGACAUCCAGAAGCAGGAAGGAAUGACGGAGCGUGAGCGUCAGGUCAUGAAGAAGCUGAAGGAGGUUGUGGACAAACAGAGAGACGAGAUCCGCGCCAAAGACCGCGAGCUCACGCUGAAGAACGACGACGUGGAGGCGGUGCAAGAUCUUGUACACAUCCACACACACACACACACACACACACACAAUAUAUAUAUAUAUAUA
Messenger RNA from Danio rerio (zebrafish), 755 nucleotides. It is a transcript of the gene rilpl1, whose product is annotated as Rab interacting lysosomal protein-like 1. The record is from RefSeq and is marked provisional. Gene Ontology annotation, cellular component: cytosol; centrosome; membrane. NCBI's taxonomy places the organism in Eukaryota, Metazoa, Chordata, Actinopteri, Cypriniformes, Danionidae. Gene Ontology annotation, molecular function: protein dimerization activity.